AUGGCCGACGUAGCUUUUUCAAUAUGGUGGAGUACAAAAGGAUAUUUGGCUUGUCCCAAUUGUAAUGAGAAUGCAUCAUCACAACGGUUAAGAAGUAAGAUAGGAUACUCUGGUGCUCGUCGAUACUUACCUGAAGACCAUCCUUGGCGAAGAAGUAAGCUGUUUAAUGGUAAGGCAGAUGAUCGAGUAAGACCUUCGGAGUUGUCAGGGGAACAAAUUUUAAAUCAAUUGGAUUCAGGAACAUUUAAACCAUUUGGGAAGCAUCCAAGCAACCAAAAAAGAAAAAGGGAUGAAAAUAUCGUCCUGAAUUGGACAAAGAAAAGCAUAUUUUUCGAAUUGCCUUACUGGAAGACACUCAAGUUACGACAUAACCUCGAUGUUAUGCACAUAGAGAAGAACAUAUGUGAUAAUUUAAUUGGGACUUUGUUGAGCAUUGAUGGAAAGAACAAGGAUACGGAAAAAGCACGCAUGGAUUUAGAGGAUAUGAAAAUUAGGAAGGAUUUGCACUUAAAGAGGCGCACGGAUGGGUCCUUUGAAAAGCCCAUUGCAUUGUUCACAUUGUCCCUAAAGGAAAGACAAGGUUUUUGUGAGUUCUUAAAAUCGAUUAGGUAUCCUGAUGGGUAUGCAGCAAACAUCUCUAUGUGUGUGAGCACAAAGGGCGGCAAGUUAUCCGGUUUGAAAAGCCAUGAUUGCCAUGUCCUUAUACAACGACUUCUUCCUAUUGGAAUGCGUGGGUAUCUUAACAAGGACAUUUCUAUUGCAUUGUUUGAGUUGGGAAAUUACUUUCAACAGUUAUGUUCAAAAACAGUGAGGGUGAAUGAUUUGGAAAAAUUACAAGAGAGCAUAGUACUCAUACUUUGCAAGCUAGAAAAAAUUUUUCCACCUGCAUUCUUUGAUGUGAUGGUUCACUUAGCUAUUCACUUGCCUCGCGAAGCCAUUCUUGGAGGGCCAGUGCAAUAUCGAUGGAUGUACCCUAUCGAAAGAUUACUCGGGAUUUUGAAAGGGUAUGUAGCAAAUCGAGCUCACCCAGAAGGUUCAAUUGCAGAAGCUUACAUUGUCAAAGAAUGCCUAACUUUUUGCUCUAUGUAUCUUGGUGGGAUUGAAACCGUAUUUAACAGAGAGGAAAGAAAUGAAGAUGGUGGUGAUGUUGGCUCAAGGCAUUCAGUUUUUUCACAAAAAGUCCGUACAAUGGUGCUUGAAUGA
Camellia sinensis is the source of this 1203-nucleotide messenger RNA. NCBI's taxonomy places the organism in Eukaryota, Viridiplantae, Streptophyta, Magnoliopsida, Ericales, Theaceae. The record is from RefSeq and is a predicted model, not a curated record.